This is a messenger RNA of Electrophorus electricus (electric eel), 2433 nucleotides long. Lineage: Eukaryota; Metazoa; Chordata; Actinopteri; Gymnotiformes; Gymnotidae. The record is from RefSeq and is a predicted model, not a curated record.
AUGCCCUCCCUCGCUGCCGUGGCGACAGCUCUAGCACUGCUGCUGCUCCUCUCCGGCUGCCCGCGCGGGAGAUGCUCCCCGACGCCCGGCGGUGCCACCACGCUGCCUGAUGGCGAGAGCCGCAUGCAGCAGCAGCAGCAGCAGCCUGGGACGAGGGCAACGAAGGUGCAGGAAGUAGACGAUGAAGCCGCCUCGUGCCCGUCUUGCGCCCUGGCCCAGCUGGAUAUGGGCGCGCCGGCCUCCGAGCCCGGCAUGGUGGAGGCGGUGAAGAGGCACAUCCUCAGCAUGCUUCACCUGAGUGCGCCGCCAAACAUCACCCGCCCGGUGCCCCGUGCUGCCCUGCUCAACGCCCUUCGCAAGCUGCAUGUGGGGCACGUGGCCCAGGAUGGCACGGUGGAGAUCGAGGAGGAGGGGGAGGAGCUCGUGGGGCACGGAGCGGAAGCCGACGGGCAGCCCUCCGAAAUCAUCACGUUCGCUGAGCCAGGUGAGUAUGCCCCUGGCACGGUGAAGUUCGACAUCUCCAAGGAAAGCAGUGGGCUCUCUGUGGUGGAGCAGGCCAAUGUAUGGCUCUUCCUGAAGGUGGCCAAAGGCACCCGGGGCAGGGGCAAGGUGUCCCUGCAGCUCCGGCAGAGCCGCGGCACCGCCGGGGCCCGCCGGGAGGAGGUGGUGUCCGAGAAGACGGUGGAGACGCGGCGGAGCGGCUGGCACACGCUGUCGGUUGGCGGCAGCGUGCAGGCACUACUGGACGGGGGCGCCGGCGAGCUACGCGUGCACGUCUCCUGUCCACUGUGUGCUGAGGCAGGCGCCACUCCCGUGAUGGCGCUCCCGGACGAGGAGGAGAAGGAGCGCUCACACCGGCCCUUCCUGAUGGUGGCGCUGCGGCCGGCUGAUGAGCUGCGGAGGCGGCGGGCCAAGCGCAGCCUGGAGUGCGACAGCAAGGUGCGCACUUGCUGCAAGCGGCAGUUCUAUGUCAACUUCAGGGACAUCGGCUGGAACGACUGGAUCAUUGCGCCGUCUGGUUACCACGCCAACUACUGUGAGGGCGAGUGCCCGAGUCACGUGGCCAGCGUCGCGGGCUCCGCCCUCUCCUUCCACUCCACUGUCAUCAACCACUACCGCAUGCGAGGCUACAGCCCUUUCUCCAGCAUCAGGUCGUGCUGCGUUCCCACGCGCCUCCGCGCCAUGUCGAUGCUCUACUAUAACGAGGAGCAGAAGAUAGUCAAAAAAGACAUCCAGAACAUGAUCGUAGAGGAGUGCGGCUGCUCAUAAAUGAGGAACCCAGUGCAAAACACCCCUGUGAGCUGCUCCUAAAAAACUGCCCAAUGAUGCUCGGGUCACGGCGACAGCACGUCUGGUGGAUUAGCGGUCCGUGCUGGCCCGCACACGUGUCUCGAAGUGUCGUUGUUUCUGGCUCAGACGAUUUCUUUUGUGAUAUGUCUGUGGGCUGUUCUGUUCGGAGGCUGACCCUUGACUCGAGUGAUCUCUGUGGCACUUUCGUAUAAAUGUAAACAAGACUAAAAACAUAAUAUAUUUUUGUUAUUUGAAGGGGAGUGGGAAGAGUAAGUGGGAACAGGUGCAUGGUCAAGAUCAAACGUCAUUCCAUGUUCUCUGCGCCGCAAUAAAGAGUGACGUCUCGGAACUACGAGGCCGAGAAAAUGAACUAUGCAACUUGUCAUGUGUUGUUAUUGGAUGUCUGUUAUUUUUUCCCCAUUCAUGUUAUUUUUAUGGUUUUCUUGUCGGGAACCCUUUCCCAACAAAAAGAGUUACUUUUAUUUCCUUUUCUUUAAAAAAAAAUACUUGAAAAAAAGUAGUUUGACCAGGUGGUUUGACCUGGAGCCAAACUCUUAUUAUUAUUAUUAUUAUUAUUAUUAUUAUUAUUAUUAUUAUCAAUUCUUAUAAAUUAUGAAUGUUGAUGAAAAGUGAUGAGAAUUUGCACUAAACCAACAUUCUUAUCAUAUCAGCCAUGCAAGAUUAUAAUGAUGUACAUUUGGAACUUACAUGUAGUAUACCAAAGAACCUACUAGCUUUCACUAAAAGAGUCAAACUGUCCAGCCUGGCUGCGGCAUUAGUCAAAUUAUCCACAAUACAUGGCCAACAAAAUGUUUCAAUGUAACAAAAGUCUUUUUCAUGUCAGCGUUUUCUUAGUUUCCCACAGUCUACGUGUUGUCCCUGGCUACAUUGCCGUCUGACAGCUAUCCAACAGGCUUUAUGCAAAACCGCUUUCUGAUUGAGAUGUUGUUCAUACAGCGAAACGAAAUACGGGGGCAUGGAAAAAGUGACCAUGUUUGUCUUGACAACACAAACAGCAAGACAUGGAAAGAAGCUUUUGGAUAUUAAAAAAUGUUACCUUUGUAUGUACAGAUAUCAAAUAUGUUACAAUGCGUUGUUGUACAAAUCAAAUAUGUGCUUGUUAUGUUUUAUAUCUAAUUUAUU